This is a messenger RNA of Acaromyces ingoldii, 1292 nucleotides long. RefSeq names its product GroES-like protein. The record is from RefSeq and is a predicted model, not a curated record. NCBI's taxonomy places the organism in Eukaryota, Fungi, Basidiomycota, Exobasidiomycetes, Exobasidiales, Cryptobasidiaceae. The transcript is spliced from 7 exons. The coding region runs from base 153 to 1205 and encodes 350 amino acids. Gene Ontology annotation, molecular function: oxidoreductase activity; zinc ion binding.
CCAAUAUUCCCAAUAUUCGACGCGGGGCGGCCCCCAGGGUCAAGUGAUCUCUGCUUGGUGCUGCACACGACACCACUGUAUAAAGAGACGCCCUCCUCUGCGUCGAUUACCGCUUCUCUGGAAUCUCCCUGUGCCACGUUUCCGAAGCAGCCAUGUCGAUGCGAUCACUUAUUAUCAAGGAGCCUUACAAGGUCGCCGUCGAGGACCGCCCAAUCCCCAAGGUCAAAGACGAGGGGGACGUCGUCGUCAAGAACAAGCUCACGGCCCUGUGCGGCUCCGACUUGCACAUCUAUCACGGCCACCAGCCAGUGCCCCACUACGACUUCAUCCUGGGCCACGAGUUUGUCGGUGAGGUGCAUGAGGUUGGACCAGGCGUGAAGAACUUCAAGAAAGGCGACCUCGUCGUCAGCCCCUUUACCAUCUCUUGCGGAAGCUGCUUCUUCUGCGACAAGGGCCAGACGUCGCGCUGCGAGAAGUCAAAGGUCUUUGGGUCCGUGGUCCUCGAUGGCGCUCAGGCAGAGUACGUCCUAGUGCCCUUGGCCGACACGACCCUCUACCACGUUCCCACGGGCUUGCCUCCGGAGGUCGGCGUGCUCAUGGCUGAUAUCUUUCCCACGGGCUUCUUCGUCGCACGCAACGCCUACAACCUCCUCAACGAGCACGAGCGGGACGACGUGACGGCCGUCAUCAUUGGCUGCGGUCCCGUUGGGCUCUGUGCUGUGACGGCUGCGACGCACUUUUUCAAGAAUGUCUACGCCGUCGACCAGGUUGCCGAUCGACUUGCUGAGGCCAAGAAACACGGCGCCAAGGAAGCCUUCCACCUGACUGACGACGACGUCGUUCAGAAGAUCAAGGAUGUGACCGGUGGGCGAGGCGCUGACGUCGUGUGCGAGGUCGUCGGUGUCGAACCAGCGCUGCACCUCGCCGUGAACCUCAUCCGCAACUGGGGCGUCAUCUCUUCGUGCGGUAUUCACACCCAGCCCGUCACGCUCAAGGGUCUGGACCUCUACAACAAGAACAUCAGGUUCCAGUUUGGACGUUGCCCCGUCAGGGCCCUCUUCAAGCCUGCGCUCGAGAUCCUCACGCAGCACGCCGAGCUGUUCAAGAGCUUCAUUCAGCACACCGUCUCGAUCGAAGAGGCGCCAAAGUACUACGACCUGUUCGACAAGCGCAAGGUCCGCAAGACUGUCUUCAAAUUUGACUGAUGGAUCCAUCCCCCAUCUUGUCUAUAUGAUGUGAAGUCACGAAUGAAUUGAAAAUGAGUGCCCUUAGCAAUGACGAAUCGUGACACG